AUGUACUGUUUUCUAACUUUUAUUAUUUCAGAGAACAAAGCGCUUGUACAAAGACUGUAUGCAUUGAAUCAAUCCCUUCGAAACAAGGACAUAGCAAUAAUCGCUAUUUCGGUAGCACUAGGCAUUGUCAUCGUUAUUCUAAUAAUAGUAUUAUCAUGUUAUAUUGGCAAGAAACAUAAUAGAAGGACAAUAAUAUAUGACGAGGAAAGUCCCGAAGGAGAUGAUAGAUCACUUCUGAAAAACGAUGUCUCUGAUAAUUCAACAAAUUUAUCUGAACAAACAGAACUAAAGGAAUUUGAUGUUAAAUCAGAUAGUACAGAGGAUUUACACGAGAGAUAUAAUGUAAACCAAAGAGUAACUACAACUGAGGAUGACACUGAUCAACAAAGUGCAACUACAUCAGAGGGCGACAUUCAGCAGAAAGAUGGUGCAUCAAGUGAUGGAGGAUCAAGUAAUAUAGGAUUGAGUGGCACUAGUCAAGCUCAGGGGAUGGAACAUUCACCAGGCAGACACCUAUCAAACAUACCUGCUACAAAUACAAAAGGGUGUAAUAAAAUAGCAAUUAAGAGAAAUGAUGUAAGUCAUCAACAUGCAUAAAUGUGAAUUUCUUAAAGAGAUGAGCGCUAAAUGAACUAUUAAAUAUAAACAUUAAGAAACAAUCUAAAUCGGGAUAUAAUGAUUAUAAGACUGUUUCAAAUUGAACAACGUUGGUAAAUUGGCCGUAAAGAGAACAAUUACUAAAUAACUAAUUAUAACUAAUAACGGUUAUUUUAACUGAACCUUUUAUAAGUGAUUAAAUCUUAGGUCUGAUAAUAUUUCAAAAUGAUUUUCCCUAUAAAUGUCCAUAAUUAUGUUGACUUACCUGAAUUAUUCACGGAAUUUCCAUUCAUAUUUCCUCAUGAUUUUCUUUUUCAACACGACAUUUUGGAAAUUUUAGGGUACAUUUACAUGUAAAAUGUCACGUAUACCUGGAUAUGAUUUAAAUCAUUGUUUUUUAGUGCACAUCACGUGAAUAAUAUCCACUGUUCAAUUAUAAAUAUAUUAAACUUGCACAUAUUGAUAAUCCGAGCAAAAUAUAGGUUAAAAAUCAUAUCAUAUUUCAGCUAUAAAGAGCUAUUCAUGUGUGCAAACGUUUGUAAUCUUGGCCUUGAGAGAUAGUAGUGUGCAAAUAUAUAUAGUUCAAGGUUAAAUUUGCAAAACUUGCGUGAAAUAGAUAUCUUUAUUAUUAUAAAUGUUUAUGAAACUUUUUUUAAAAUAUAUAAUAUUUGAAAUGCUGGAAGUUGAAAUAUGGGUAAAACAAGUAAACAUAAUACCUUAUAUGGUUAAAUGUCAUGAUUUCAAUAGUCUGUUUAUAUCUAAAUAUUUUUUUUAGAUUAUUUAUAUAUACGAUAAAUUUGUUUCCAAUAUAAGGUUUGUAAUAAUGAAAAACGUGUUAAUAGUGUUAAGUAUCAAACAUAACGACACACCAUUAAAGAAUGAUACAUAGAUGUGACAUACAUGAUCUAAUAUUUCAUAUAUUUUAUUUAGCAAAUAAUAAAAAUGUUCAUGAACAAAAUAUUAUUAUUAAUCAUGUAAAUGUACAUACUAAAUCUCUUUCAACUUGAUCAACAUUCUUUUCAUGCAAUAUUUUAUAAAAGAAAUCCACAAGAUAAUUUCUUUUGUUACGUUUUUAUCAAUUUUUGAACUAUUAAAGGAACUUCACUGAGGUUUAUAAGCCUAAAACAUACCAUUUUAAUUUUUUCACAUAGAACAACAUGAGCACUUUAAACAGAAAUAUUAAUAAAAUAUAACUAAGAAAUACACAAGAAAUACAUUGAAAGUCAUAUGUUUGUGCUUUCCUCAGUCCGAUUUGAGAGAAAAGCGUUUAAGCGCUUUUCAAUUUUGGGUCAUUUUUCACUUUUAUAAUAAUAAUUGUAGGAAAUCGGAGCGAGCUAAUGAUCUGAAAUUUUGCACAUAAGUUAUUAGUAUAGAUCUACAUGAAAUAGAGUUAUAAUCUCAAAAAAUUAUUUCCAGUCCCGUCAUAUCAAAAAACCUCAGUGAAAAAGCCUAAAGUGAAAAAGUGAAUAUCGAAUACUAAAGAUCUGUUUGAAUUAGUGUAGCAGGAAUGGUUCUACAUUCAGAGGGUGUUCAGAUGCGUUCUUUUAAAUUAGCUAUUUAUCUUAUUUUAAGUUAUCUGUACCUAUUUCAUUUUAUGACCAGAAAUUGCUUUUUUUUAUUUUCGACCAUUAAAACAUUUUUUGUGUGUAUCGUAUUUGUAAAGACGAAGUGACGAAGUGCAUUUUAGCACUUUGUUGAUUUAAUUUAUUUACGUCUCUCAACUUCAGUUCAAUAGCAUGAUAAUAUAAUAUCAGCUUAGAUAACUUAAUUUUGAGCUGUCAAGUUUCUUACUGAUAAUUUGAGUUUUGUUUCUUGUUGUUUCUUUUACGAAACAUUUUGAAGCAAAGUAGUAAAUUAGCCUACUCUUUACUAUAUUAAAUAUCGUUCCUGCCAAAUGCUUUGUAUACUUUCUGGUAUGGCAUUUAUUCCUGAAUACAUUUUUGUUAAAAUGAUUUGAUGUCAGUACAAAACUAACCAUCUAUUAGUUGACAAGGGAUUACAAAUGGUAUGCCAUAAACAUGUUGUUAACGAGAUCACCUUUAAAAAAAUAGGCCAAUUUUAUCUAAGCUUAGAGAUUUAAUAGUUCUGUUUUGUUCUUGGCAUUUUAUUUCAUGAUGUUAUCUAUAUAAUUAUGUACUGAGCGGAUUAAAUGAUCGGCUGAUAAA
Ruditapes philippinarum (Manila clam) is the source of this 2762-nucleotide messenger RNA. RefSeq lists its product as uncharacterized. The record is from RefSeq and is a predicted model, not a curated record. The transcript has 2 exons. The coding region runs from base 1 to 597 and encodes 198 amino acids. Lineage: Eukaryota; Metazoa; Mollusca; Bivalvia; Venerida; Veneridae.